Peronospora farinosa is the source of this 1329-nucleotide messenger RNA. Lineage: Eukaryota; Oomycota; Peronosporomycetes; Peronosporales; Peronosporaceae. The record is from the annotation of a GenBank genome assembly.
AUGUCGACCUUGCACGAUCUCGAGCUCGACAGUGCGUCCUAUGUCGAGCUAUUGCGUAAACUUAUUGGUGUGUCCGAGAAUGUCCAGAAUGCGCCAAGUUUAGGUCUGAUUCCGCAAGAAAAUCUCGUAUCGGAUAUUGUCCUGGCGGAGCUCGAGCCGUAUACAAAGGCAAAGGGUGGAUACUUAACGACCGAGCGGGUGGAAUUUGUAAAGGGACGGGGAAAUGUCAUCAUUACGUACGAAUAUCCGGAUAUUAUCCAAAGUGACCGGACAAUUGCGUUUGUCGGUGCCCAUAUGGAUGUUGUACCUGCUAAUCCUGAAGGGUGGGAGAGAGAUCCAUUUAGUCUCACUAUUGAAGGGGAUAAAUUAUACGGACGAGGGACGACGGAUUGUUUGGGACAUGUGGCUUUGAUGACGGCUUUUUUCAAACAGCUGGCAAAACAGCUGGUUCCAGUAAAGUCCACAGUUGUAUGCGUACUUAUCGCCUCGGAGGAAAAUUCAGAAAUUUCAGGCAUUGGAAUUGAAACUUUGAUGCAAUCUGGCAAACUUGAAUUUGUGAAAAAAGGACCGGUGUUUUGGAUUGAUUGUUCCGAUAGUCAACCGUGUAUUGGCACCGCUGGGGUGAUUACGUGGACACUUAAAGCAACGGGCAAAUUGUUUCAUAGUGGAUUACCCAAUUUAGGUAUCAAUGGGAUUGAAUUGGGCAUGGAUGCACUUUGUAACAUUCAGGAACGAUUUUACAAUGAUUUUGGACCGUUGGAGAUGGAAAAAGAGUACAAUUACUCGUGUCCAUCGACGAUGAAACCUGUACGAAUUACGUCGUCGACGAACGGACUGAAUCAGAUUCCGCCAUGGGUCGAAAUCUCGGGUGAAGUGCGUCUGUCACCGUUUUACGACAUGGAGGACUUGAUUGCCAAGGUGCAGUCGUAUGUUGCUGAUCUGAACGCCAACAUCACGUCACUGGAAGGCAAGCGUGGACCAGUGUCCAAGUACAGUUUACCGGACGAGAACUGGAACGGCAAGCUGGAGAUCACGUUCGACAAGCAGUACAUGGAGGGUAUUGCCUGUUCGCUUGACUCCGUUGGCUACAAGUCGCUGUACGCCGCCGUUGCCGAUGUGCUAGGUGAAGCCAAGCCGUUCUCCAUUAGCGGAAGUCUACCACUUGUGCGCGACCUACAGCGUGCAGGGCUAGACUUGACACUGACGGGUUUCGGCAAGAGCUCCGUCUACCAUGGCGACAACGAAUACUGCCAGCUGAGCGACAUGGAGAACGCCAUCAAGAUUCUGGCGCGCACGAUCGCCAAUGUCGAGGCCUCCACCACGUCGUAA